Candoia aspera is the source of this 1951-nucleotide messenger RNA. RefSeq names its product acyl-CoA (8-3)-desaturase-like. Gene Ontology annotation, cellular component: membrane. Lineage: Eukaryota; Metazoa; Chordata; Lepidosauria; Squamata; Candoiidae. The record is from RefSeq and is a predicted model, not a curated record. Bases 49 to 1434 code for a protein of 461 amino acids. The transcript is spliced from 13 exons. Gene Ontology annotation, biological process: lipid metabolic process. Gene Ontology annotation, molecular function: oxidoreductase activity, acting on paired donors, with oxidation of a pair of donors resulting in the reduction of molecular oxygen to two molecules of water.
CAGCCCAGGAGUUAGCCGGAACAGCAGCUCUAAGCAUCCCCAGCCAGGAUGCCCCCUCAGUCAGGAGCCAGUGCAGGGAAGCCAGGCGUUGGGCCGGGGUUCACACAGCUUUUCACCUGGGAGGAGGUGGGGCUCCGCACAGGCAAUGGGAACUUCAAGGAGGAGAGAUGGCUGGUCAUCGACCGAAAGGUUUAUGACGUCAGUCAGUUCUAUCUGCGGCAUCCAGGAGGGCCUCGUCUCAUCAGACACUAUUCCGGGCAAGAUGCCACGGAUGCCUUUGCAGCUUUCCACAAGGAUGAGGAUUUGGUAAAGAAAUACUUGAAUUCGCUGUUAAUUGGAGAACUGGCACCGGAUCAACCUAGCUGUGAGCCCACCAAAAAUGAAAUGCUGGUACACGAUUUUCAAGAAUUACGCACAAAAGUGAAGAAGAUGGGACUCUUGAAGUCCAGUUUCACCUUCUUCACCUUCAUGUUUCUGCAUGCGUUCCUGCUGGACAUUGCAUCCUGGCUCACUAUCUGGUACUUUGGAAAAUCUUGGGUGCCUUUCCUUAUUGGUAUAGCAAUGUUCACCACUGCACAGAACCAAUAUGGUUUCUUUCAGCAUGACCUUGGGCAUGAUUCAGUCUUUCUGAAGUCUAAAUGGAACAGAGUGGCUCACAUUUUUGUGAUAGGAUUCCUUAAGGGUGGGCCAAGGACCUGGUGGCUUGAUAUGCAUAACCAGCAUCACGCCAAACCCAACUGUUUCCGGAAGGAUCCUGAUCUCAAUAUGCACCCAUUUCUCUUCAGCUUAGGGAAGCCCCUCUCUGUGGAGCUUGGGAAGAAGAAAAAGAAAUACAUGCCUUACCAGCACCAGCACAAAUAUUUUGCCUUAUUGGCACCCUUAACAUUCGUUGCUUUUGUGCAGUUAAUCAUAUUCCGCUAUGCAGCUCGGAAGAAAAGCUGGAGUGAUUUCGUUAUUAUUUUGUUCUACAAUCUCCGCGUCUGUCUCAUGUACAUUCCUUUAAUGGGAUUCAAGAGCUUCAUGGCAUUUUACUGGCUUGCCAGGCUCCUAGAAAGCACAUGGUUUCUCUGGGUCUCCCAGAUGAACCACAUCCCAAUGAACAUCAAUUACGACCAGAAUUUAGAUUGGGUCUCUGCCCAGCUCUCAGCGACAUGUAAUGUUGAUCAUUCCUGGUUCAAUGACUGGUUCACUGGGCACCUGAACUUCCAGAUUGAGCAUCAUCUUUUCCCCACCAUGCCGCGACACAAUUUCUGCAAGGUGGCUCCUCUGGUGAAAUCGCUGUGUGCCAAGCAUGGUGUUCAGUAUGAGUGCAAGCCCAUGCUCACUGCUUUUGCAGAUAUACUGCACAGCCUGAAGGAGUCUGGGAGGCACUGGCAGGAAGCUUAUCUCCAUGAAUUAGGAGAGGAAGGCACUCAGACAACAGAAAUAAAUUAACUUGUGGUUCAUUCAGUUCUCACGACUGUCUGCCCAUAUUCAUUUGAAGAACUGGAUGGAGACCUUCCUUCAGGACUCUUCCCACAUUAGAUGUUAAGUCGGGACCAUCAUCUUCCUGUGAUGCUACCAGAAAUGUGCUCCCUUUCUCUUUCUUCCCUUCUGUUCCCAAGUCAAAACUUCUGUUUUCUUACAGUUUUGGAAAACCAUUUGACAAUUCCUGUUGAUACUUGAACGUUAGUUGUAUUCAGUACUUCUAUUAUUUAUGUGAAAUAUUAUUGGAAAUUAUUUUAUUUUAGUUUAUAGUUUUUUUGACAGCUCUCUGAGGUGGUAAAGCAGAGAUGAGUAUUUAUAAAUAGCUGAGGUGGAAUUUGUACUUUUGACUUGAUCAUUCUCUUGUGAUAAUGAAGAAACUGGGACCAAAUGAUGGCUCAGCCAUUUAUUUCAUGCCGGCAUGCCCACUCCUGCCUUACCCCAUUUGCUAAGAUGGACAGCAGAGUCGCUUCUUUCUGGGGAUGCU